GUGUUGUUUGAAGUGAUUACAGCAAGAUUGUAAAAGCCGGAGAAAACUACGAUUUUAAUAACUAUCGUGAUUUCACAAGUUUGUUAUUAAGAGUAAAGGACGCCGUAAAUUUAAGUUCUAUAUAAAAGUAAAUCAGCAAAAAUGGAUAAAAGCAAGGAAAAGGAGGAACAGAGUAUCAUGGAUAAAUCCAUGAGAUCCGUUUUUGUUGGUAAUAUACCAUAUGAAGCAACGGAGGAAAAGUUAAAGGAUAUCUUCAGCGAGGUUGGGCCAGUGCUGUCAUUCAAACUCGUGUUUGACAGAGAGACGGGCAAGCCGAAGGGCUAUGGGUUUUGUGAGUAUAAAGACCAGGAGACGGCCCUCAGUGCUAUGAGGAACCUUAACGGCUAUGAAAUCGGUGGCCGUUCCUUGAGGGUAGAUAAUGCGUGUACGGAGAAAUCCAGGAUGGAAAUGCAAGCUCUAAUGCAAGGUCCCCAGGUAGAGAAUCCGUAUGGGGAGGCGGUGGAACCAGAGAAAGCCCCUGAAGCCAUCAGCAAGGCUGUGGCAACCCUGCCACCGGAGCAGAUGUUUGAGCUCAUGAAGCAGAUGAAGCUUUGCGUCCAGAAUAAUCCAACAGAGGCAAGAAAUAUGUUACUGCAGAACCCGCAGUUGGCAUAUGCAUUGUUGCAAGCCCAGGUCAUCAUGAGGAUUGUAGACCCGGCCACUGCUGUUAGCAUGCUUCAUCCCAGCAACCCCGUGCCUCCCGUCAUUCACCCUGGCGAUAAGGUGCCGCUGCCGAACCCUUACAUGCCCAACAUGGUACCUCCAAAUCAACAACCGCAGCCGUUGCUGGCUAAUCCAGUACCGCCGCCGUCUAACCAAUACAACCCGCGCCCGCCGCCGGCAGCGAUGGCGGACAUCGACCUGCGCGGCGCGCGCGCGGCGGCGCCGAUCCUCGACCAGGACAUGCGCAGCCUGCCGCCCAUGCCGCACCCCGUGCCGCCGCCCAUGCAGGACAAUGGUGCUCCCCUUGUGGAAACACAAGAAAUCUCGUACCCCCGCGACCCCCGUCUGGCCGGCAACUUCAACUCGGACCCGCGCGUGAGGAACGCCGACCCCCGCACUCAGCCCAAGAUGCCGCAGCAAAUGCCGCCAGGAAUGCCGAGCGUUGCACAGGCUAGAACCAUACAGGGUAUUCCUUCCGGAGCUUCUGAUCAAGAAAAGGCGGCGCUUAUAAUGCAAGUGCUGCAACUAUCGGACGAGCAGAUCGCACUGCUGCCGCCCGAGCAACGCGCGAGCAUUCUCAUGCUCAAGGAGCAAAUCGCGAAGAGCACGCAGCAACGCUAGUAAUUACAUUACUACUUACAUUAUUAUUUCUUACCAUGAG
Cydia splendana is the source of this 1363-nucleotide messenger RNA. It is a transcript of the gene CstF64, whose product is annotated as cleavage stimulation factor subunit 2 tau variant. Gene Ontology annotation, biological process: mRNA 3'-end processing. Gene Ontology annotation, cellular component: mRNA cleavage and polyadenylation specificity factor complex. The transcript is spliced from 12 exons. The coding region runs from base 142 to 1323 and encodes 393 amino acids. The record is from RefSeq and is a predicted model, not a curated record. Gene Ontology annotation, molecular function: mRNA binding. NCBI's taxonomy places the organism in Eukaryota, Metazoa, Arthropoda, Insecta, Lepidoptera, Tortricidae.